AUGUUCAUCAAGGAUUGUGAAACCCCUGAACCUAGUGAGGGACCUGAACUAGAAGAACAGUGGACUCUCAUGUUCGACGGCGCUUCAAAUGCUAUAGGUCAUGGGAUUGGGGCAGUAUUGAUGUCUCCUAAGAAUUUUCAUCUUCCAUUCACUGCAAAGCUUUGCUUUACCUGCACGAAUAACAUGGCUGAAUAUGAAGCAUGCAUAUUGAGGCUAGAGGAGGCUAUUGAGUUAGAGAUUAAAAUCUUUGAGGUAUACGGAGAUUCCGCUCUAAUGAUACAUCAAAUCAGAGGUGAUUGGGAAAUGAGACAUGCUAACCUAAUUCCUUAUCGGGAUUAUAUGUUGAAGUUACUCCCAAAAUUUGACAAAAUCACUUUCUCUCAUAUUCCUCGAGAAGAGAAUAAGAUGGCAGAUGCUCUAGCAACGUUGGCCUCCAUGUACAAAUUGAUAUGGCCUAACCAUCAGCCUAAUAUUGAAAUCAGGCGUUUUGAUGAACCUACUCAUUAUUUGACAACAAUAGAAGAAGGGGAUGACAAACCGUGGUUCUUCGACAUCAAACAUUAUCUGGAGAAACAAGAAUAUCCGAAAGAGGCUUCUAGCCUUGACAAGAGGACUAUACGGAGGUUGGCAUCGAAGUUCUUCUUGAAUGGGGAUGUGUUGUACAAGCAAAAUUAUGACAUGGUCUUGCUCAGAUGCAUGGACAAACAUGAAGCUAUUCAGCUUAUGAAGGAUAUACAUGAAGAAUCCUUUGGAACCCAUGAAAUUGGGCAUGUGAUGGCGAAGAAAAUCCCGGUCAGUUACUAUUGGUUAACAAUGGAAGCUGACUGUUAUCAUUACACCAGAACAUGCUACAAAUGCCAAAUAUAUGUUGACAAAGUGCAUGUACCGCCUACUCAUCUAAAUGUCAUAGCAUCACCCUGGACUUUCUCUAUGUGGGGAAUUGACAUGAUUGGGAUAAUAGAACCCAAAGCAUCUAAUGGACAUAUGUUUACCUUGGUUGCCAUAGACUACUUCACCAAAUGGGUCUAA
This is a messenger RNA of Lathyrus oleraceus (garden pea), 1029 nucleotides long. RefSeq lists its product as uncharacterized. Gene Ontology annotation, molecular function: RNA-DNA hybrid ribonuclease activity; nucleic acid binding. NCBI's taxonomy places the organism in Eukaryota, Viridiplantae, Streptophyta, Magnoliopsida, Fabales, Fabaceae. The coding region runs from base 1 to 1029 and encodes 342 amino acids. The record is from RefSeq and is a predicted model, not a curated record. The transcript has a single exon.